Molecule: messenger RNA, 360 nt
Organism: Spirometra erinaceieuropaei
Lineage: Eukaryota; Metazoa; Platyhelminthes; Cestoda; Diphyllobothriidea; Diphyllobothriidae
Source: the annotation of a GenBank genome assembly
AUGAGCCGAUUCUACAUCGCUGGUGGUGGGAGUGUUGCUGUUGUUGUUGUUGUUGUUGUUGAUGAUGAUGAUGAUGAUGAUGAUGAUGAUGAUGAUGAUGAUGAUGAUGAUGAUGAUGAUGAUGAUGAUGAUGGUGGUGGUAGAAGGCGAUGUGAAAUAAAACGUGACCCCAUCGGUGGGGGAAGUGCGUGGAACCGUGAUGGUGGUGAUGCUGGUAGCGCCGGUCGGUGCAGAGCUUGGAGCAGCGCGGAUGAUGUCGGUGAAUGGUGGUGGCGGGGCAGCGACAUUGUGGUCAGCGGUGACGGGGGUGGAGGUCGGAGCGAGGUUUGCGGCAGGGGACGAGGGUGGGAGAAGAGGUAG